GUUCAUUUCAGACCAUUUGCGUUCUUAGGCCUGAAUUUUCGGAUAUGAAGGAUGCCGAUAAGGCUUCCAAAGCUUGCUUCGAGUUAGCGAAAGCGGGCGAGCGCCUUUGUCGAGAAGGAAAAUUUCACGAGGCAAUUCCUCGCUUUCUUGAUGCGUUAAGGCUGGGGACUACCAACUUGUCCACGUUAUCGGCUAUCUAUUGCCAAUUAGGCAAUGCUUACUACUCCGUAAAUGACAUGGACAACGCGUUUAUUUAUCAUUCGUAUGACGCAGUAGUUGCCAGGCUUAUGCAUGAUAGAUUAGGAGAAGCUAAAGCGUACGGCAACAUGGGUAAUGUGAAGAAGAUGAAAGAAGAGUUUGCUGAUGCACUUGAUCUCACUCGACGGCAGUUAACUAUUGCUAGUGAACUUGAUGACAAGCAAUGCCUCGCACGUGCGUAUUAUAACCUUGGAACCAUCUACCAUGCCAGGGCGAAAUUAGCUGUGACGAAAACUAUGAACGAGGCUGCCGCUCGCGGAUCUGACACGGGUGAUGGGAACUCGAAUGUUGACAAUGAAGACUUACGUACUGCACUUGAAUGUUACAUGAAUAGCUCAAAUUACUCACGGGCAUUAAACGAUCACGCUAAUGUUGGCCGGAUUUUUGGUUGUGUGGGAAACGUGCUCCAUCUUUUAAGGGACUACCGAGGAGCAAUUGAUUGUCAUGAGAAGAGGUUGAUGAUAGCGUCCCAAUUUGGAGACCAUAAUGCGAAAUAUCGUGCUUACAUCAAUCUUGGGAAUGCCCAUGUCUUGUUGUCGGAGGUUGACAAAGGGAUAGAAUGUUACAUAUCAGCUAUGAAUUUGGUUGUCGAGAAAGGCGACAGGGUACGCGAAGCUCAGUGUUGCUUCUACAUCGCAUGUUCUUCAUCGCUCUUGCGUCAGUUCAGUUCUGCUAAAACGUAUCACCUUCGUCACCUGUCACUAGCUCGACGUAUGAAUGACUGUGCUGGACAGGCUCGCGCCUACAACUCGCUCGCAACUGUCUACGCAAAUCUGAGGGAAUAUGCAAAAGCAGCCUACUUCCUCGCAUGCAACAGGGCGCUUGCUGCAGAGAUGCGAGAUGACACUAUGCUUAGUAAUGCAGAAGACGCAUUAAAAAAACUGGUCAAGGAAAACAGGCGAGAGCUCAUUGCUGAAGGAGGCUAUCUCAAUGUCGACAGCAUCGAUGAUCCGGAGCCACUUACUCAUCAUUGUCGCAUAAGGGAAGAACGAGACUCCGUGAAGAUUGAGUUCACGGACCAGCCAUACACAAGUAAUCGCCUUGUCGGGAGUGGCUCUCCUGUCCGUAACCGAAAGCCUUUGAUGAAGUCGGUCGCUGUGGAGGUGGACAGUAAGCAGUUGUUGCCGAAAGUCAAGAGGAAGCCACCAGAAUUUGCUUGGAAAACAAAGCCAAUCAAAAAGAGCUUCAUUCACAACAUCAAGAAAUUGUGGUUACGUGCUAGGAUAUAUACAAGUUUUUCACUCUACGAACAAAGGAUUAAUUAUUUGUAUGAAGAACUUACAAGCGACUCUCAGAGAUUAUACAGUCACCAGGAAGAAUUUUUGGACUUCCUGUCCCGAAUGCAGUCCGCACGACUGGAUGAGCAACGAUGUGACGUCAGUGCUCUCAAACUGAAUCCGAUAGUCAGCAUGGGGAGACGCCAAACGGACAGCUUAAUUACGACGACGGCUGAAGGACCAGACGCCUUGAUAGACCUUCUCCUGAACGCUCAAAGUCGCCGAAUGGAUGAGCAACGAGCCGCGCUGCUCCCCGGUCUGAAUAAUCAAGAACAAGCGCAAGAGCUUCUAGUGAAACUUGGGUCUGCGUCCAGUGAGGGCCAUGGUUCAAGAGUUGACGACACUCUGAUUGAUCUUCUGAUGCGUGCUCAAAGCCAACGUAUGAAUGAGCAGCGUUCCGAAUUGGCGUCUGGUCGGAAAAGCUCCGUCAGCUCGGAGGACAAAGCGACAGCCACCACUCCUGAGGAUGAUGUGUCUGCCUUGGUCAUGCGCAUGCAGGCUGGGCGUUUUGAGGAGCAGCGUGCUCAUCUACAUACUCAAAAUGAAAAUGCUUAAAAUUUGUUAGGCACCAUUUUUCCGGCGCUUUCACUGCUGUCUCCCAGUAUUAACGAUUCUGAUGUAAAAUUCUCUUUCUUGUCCGGUUGUCUUGUGUACAGAUUGCCUCUUUUCGAUAUCCUACGACAAUUACAUGCACAUGUCAGGUAACUAGCUAGAUUCCCUCGGAACUCAUCAGUUAUCAUGUCACAACUCUAAUUACGAGCCAUCAGCUUGUGUCAAUAUUAGUUGUAUUCCAUCUUGGUUUGAACACUUCUAAAGUGCAUGUAAUUUGAAGCAUAUAAAUGUUCAGUCUUU
This is a messenger RNA of Cylicocyclus nassatus, 2387 nucleotides long. NCBI's taxonomy places the organism in Eukaryota, Metazoa, Nematoda, Chromadorea, Rhabditida, Strongylidae. The record is from the annotation of a GenBank genome assembly.